Oryzias latipes (Japanese medaka) is the source of this 5190-nucleotide messenger RNA. RefSeq lists its product as uncharacterized. Lineage: Eukaryota; Metazoa; Chordata; Actinopteri; Beloniformes; Adrianichthyidae. Gene Ontology annotation, biological process: non-canonical Wnt signaling pathway; canonical Wnt signaling pathway. Gene Ontology annotation, cellular component: plasma membrane. The record is from RefSeq and is a predicted model, not a curated record. Gene Ontology annotation, molecular function: Wnt receptor activity; Wnt-protein binding.
UUCAUUACUCAUUUUUUGCGGGACCACUGAGAGCCAUGAAGCAUUUCUUUCUGCUGGUUGUUUCUCUGCUGCAGUCUCCUCAGCUUGCAAGAACACAGACACAUGACAAGACAAGCUGUAAGCCAAUGACAACCAGCUUUUGUCAAGGUUUGGGGUACUCUACUACCCCCCACCCAGAUGGAGUUCAAGGAUUCAAUUUAAGGCAAAUUGGCCAGAUUGUGGAGACGGCCUGUUCACCACACAUCGCUACGGUAAUGUGUCGUGUUGUUGUCCCAGAAUGUGGCUCAGAGAGUGACAGCAGGAAGAAACCGUGCAGAGCUCUGUGUCAGAAAGUCAAGAGGGACUGUGAGUUCACUCUGAUGGCUAAAUGGUUGUUCUGGCCAGUGAGGCUUGGAUGUGAUACUUUACCAGAAUCUGACUGUGUGCAGGAUGAAGGGCUUCUAGUCCCACCAGUCCCCCCACCAAACUGUCAGAGAAUCACUGUGCCUCUCUGUGCCGACCUGCCAUACACUGAAACCAUCCUACCAAAUGUUCUCGGCCACAAAACCCAGGAUGAAGCUGCCACCGCUAUACGACAGUUUUCUUCACUUGUUAGAGGACAAUGCUCCUCUCAUUUGAAGCCAUUCCUGUGCUCUGUCUACACUCCCAAAUGUGUGUCAGGAAGAGCACAGCCUCCGUGCAGAAGUCUGUGUGAGAAAGCAAAGUCAGAGUGUGCCACAUCGAUGACAAACCACCGCUUUCAGUGGCCUGAAGCCUUAAAGUGUGAAGCAUUCACCACAGAGUCCUGUGAGCAGUCACUUCAGUCGGCAGGAACACAGACAGAUGACAGGACAAGAUGUAAGCCAGUGACAACCAGCUUUUGUCAAGGUUUGGGGUACUCUACUACCCCCCACCCAGAUGGAGUUCAAGGAUUCAAUAUAAGGGAAAUUGGUCAGAUUGUGGAGACGGCCUGUUCACCUCACAUCGCUACGGUUAUGUGUCGUGUUGUUGUCCCAGAAUGUGACUCAGUGAGUGACAGCAGUAAGAAACCGUGCAGGGCUCUGUGUCAGAAGGUCAAGAGGGACUGUGAGUCCACUCUGAGGGCUAAAUGGUUGUUCUGGCCAAUGAGGCUUGGAUGUGAAACUUUACCAGAAUCUGACUGUGUGCAGGAUGAAGGGCUUCUAGUCCCACCAGUCCCCUCACCAACUUGUCAGAGAAUCACUGUGCCUCUCUGUGCCGAACUGCCUCACAAUGAAACCAUCAUGCCAAAUGUUCUCGGCCACAAAACCCAGGAUGAAGCUGCCACCGCGAUACGACAGUUUUCUUCACUUGUUAGAGGACAAUGCUCCUCUCAUCUGAAGCCAUUCCUGUGCUCUGUCUACACUCCCAAAUGUGUGUCAGGAAGAGCACAGCCGCCAUGCAGAAGUCUGUGUGAGAAGGCAAAAUCAGAGUGUGCCACAUCGAUGACAAACCUCCGCUUUCAGUGGCCUGAAGCCUUAAAGUGUGAAGCAUUUACCACAGAGUCCUGUGAGCAGUUGCCUCAGCCAGCGACAAAACAGACAGAUGACGGGACAAGCUGUAAGCCAGUGACAACCAGCUUUUGUCAAGGUUUGGGGUACUCUACUACCCCCCACCCAGAUGGAGUCCAAGGAUUCAAUUUAAGGCAAAUUGGUCAAAUUGUGGAGACGGCCUGUUCAACACACAUUGCUACGGUAAUGUGUCGUGUUGUUGUCCCAGAAUGUGGCUCAAAGAGUGACAGCAGGAAGAAACCGUGCAGAGCUCUGUGUCAGAAGGUCAAGAAGGACUGUGAGUCCACUCUGAGGGCUAAAUGGUUGUUCUGGCCAAUGAGGCUUGGAUGUGAAACUUUACCAGAAUCUGACUGUGUGCAGGAUGAAGGGCUUCUAAUCCCACCAGUCCCCCCACCAACCUGUCAGAGAAUCACUGUGCCUCUCUGUGCCGACCUGCCUUACACUGAAACCAUCAUGCCAAAUGUUCUCGGACACAAAUCCCAGGAUGAAGCUGCCACCGCGAUACAACAGUUUUCUUCACUUGUUAGAGGACAAUGCUCCUCUCAUCUGAAGCCUUUCCUGUGCUCUGUCUACACGCCCAAAUGUGUGUCAGGAAGAGCACAGCCUCCAUGCAGAAGUCUGUGUGAGAAGGCAAAGUCAGAGUGUGCCACAUCGAUGACAAACCUCCGCUUUCAGUGGCCUGAAGCCUUAAAGUGUGAAGCAUUCACCACAGAGUCCUGUGAGCGGGUUGUUUCUCAGCUGCCAGCUUCUCAGCCGGCAAGGACGCGGACAGAUGACAAGACAAGCUGUAAGCCAGUGACAGCCAGCUUUUGUCAAGGUUUGGGGUACUCUACUACCCCCCACCCAGAUGGAGUUCAAGGAUUCAAUUUAAGGGAAAUUGGUCAGAUUGUGGAGACGGCCUGUUCACCACACAUCGCUACGGUAAUGUGUCGUGUUGUUGUCCCAGAAUGUGGCUCAGACAGUGACAGCAGGAAGAAACCGUGCAGAGCUCUGUGUCAGAAGGUCAAGAAGGACUGUGAGUCCACUCUGAGGGCUAAAUGGUUGUUCUGGCCAAUGAGGCUUGGAUGUGAAACUUUACAAGAAUCUGACUGUGUGCAGGAUGAAGGGCUUCUCAUCCCACCAGUCCCCCCACCAACCUGUCAGAGAAUCACUGUGCCUCUCUGUGCCGACCUGCCUUACACUGAAACCAUCAUGCCAAAUGUUCUCGGCCACAAAUCCCAGGAUGAAGCUGCCACCGCGAUACAACAGUUUUCUUCACUUGUUAGAGGACAAUGCUCCUCUCAUCUGAAACCAUUCCUGUGCUCUGUCUACACGCCCAAAUGUGUGUCAGGAAGAGCACAGCCUCCAUGCAGAAGUCUGUGUGAGAAGGCAAAGUCAGAGUGUGCAACAUCGAUGACGAACCUCCGCUUUCAGUGGCCUGAAGCCUUAAAGUGUGAAGCAUUCACCACAGAGUCCUGUGAGCGGGUUGUUUCUCAGCUGCCAGCUUCUCAGCCGGCAAGGACGCGGACAGAUGACAAGACAAGCUGUAAGCCAGUGACAGCCAGCUUUUGUCAAGGUUUGGGGUACUCUACUACCCCCCACCCAGAUGGAGUUCAAGGAUUCAAUUUAAGGGAAAUUGGUCAGAUUGUGGAGACGGCCUGUUCACCACACAUCGCUACGGUAAUGUGUCGUGUUGUUGUGCCGGAAUGUGGCUCAGAGAGUGACAGCCGGAAGAAACCGUGCAGAGCUCUGUGUCAGAAGGUCAAGAAGGACUGUGAGCCCGCCUUAAGGGCGAAGCGGCUGUCAUGGCCAUUGAAACUGCGGUGUGAAUCGUUACCAGAGUCAAACUGUGUGCAGGGUCAAGACGUCCAAGUCACACCAACUCUCCCAACACCAACCUGUCAGAGAAUCACUGUGCCUCUCUGCGCCGACCUGUCUUACACUGAAACUAUCAUGCCAAAUAUUCUGGGCCACAAAACCCAGGAUGAAGCGGUUUUAGAAGUACAUCAGUUUUCCCCACUUGUUAACGUUCAAUGCUCCCCUCAUCUGAAGCCCUUCCUGUGCUCUGUCUACACGCCCAAAUGUGUGUCAGGAAGACGUCAGGCUCCCUGCAGAGCUCUCUGUGAGCAGGCACGCUCCAGCUGUGAGCCACUAAUGAGAAGUUUUGGGUUUCAGUGGCCUGAUGGUCUGAACUGUGAAGCUUUCACCUCGGAGUCCUGUGAACAGGUCCCUCCCCUCAGAUAUCUAGAAAAAUCUCCUUCCUCAUGUCAGGCCAUCACCUCUCCUUUUUGCAAAGACCUGCCUUACACCCAAACCGUCAUACCUGGCAUCCUUGGCCAUACAACGCAGGAAGAAGCAAACCUGGCAAUUAAUACUUUUAUGCCUCUGAUAGAAUUGAAUUGCUCCCCUUAUAUGAAGCCCUUCCUGUGCUCCGCCUUCUUUCCUAAAUGUGUAUCAGGGGCAGCUCAGAGCCCCUGCAGGGUGCUGUGUGAGCAGGUGCGAUCCCGCUGUGAGCCAGUGCUGAACAGCUUUUCCCACAAAUGGCCUAAAGACCUCAGGUGUGAAGCAUUUACAAAUGAACACUGUGGACAGUACGGCAUGAGCAGCAGCGGGGGGGUCUGUGAACCCAUCACAAUACCCAUGUGCCAGGGCUUGUCCUACAACCAAACCACUGUUCCAAAUCUUAUGGGCCACACAAGUCAGAGAGAAGCGGUCUUGAAGAUGGCCUUCUUUAACUCCAUAGUGCAGGCUGCGUGUCCGGCAGACACGCAGCUCUUCCUGUGCCGGGUGUACGCCCCGCAGUGUGUGGAGGGGCAGGUGCAGCAGCCUUGCAGGUCAUUGUGCGAAAAGGCAAAGCGGGACUGUGAAGGUUUGAUUGUCAACUUUGGGCUCUCCUGGCCAGAUGAGCUUCAGUGUCACCUAUACCCAGAGGAAAACUGUAUAUCUGAUAACAGCAAAUUGGAGGUGCUGCGUGCUGAAGAGGUUCUUGUCAAACUCAAUGCUGGGGGCUACACAAUUCAUGGCAAACCGCUGACACUGAAGACUGCCCAGCUGCUCAUGAUUCUCAUGGAUAGAAACAAGUCAGGAGACCUGGAUGUGGAGGAGUUCCUUAAGCUGCAGCAUUUUGUGGCUUACAUCAGGAGGGAGUAUGCAGAGAACUACGAGAGCAGGAAUCCUCCUGCUGUCACACAGACCCAGAUGAAGAAGGCCAUUGUUGCUCAUAAUUUUAACUUGGAUGGGGAAACGUUUGAUGCUCUGUGGUCUGUGCACCACUCCAAAACUGGGAUUGACUAUGAUGAUUACGUGGCAGUGUUGACUAAACUUUAUAUCCUCCAAGAUCGUUUUCAGGCCCACCUGCUUAAUCUGCCGUGUAACUGCCACGUGGCCAGCUUUUCUUUGGAGCAGUUCAUGAAGGCAGCCAUCAUGUGAAGGUUUGUGAAGUUCCAACAACAAGAAGACGUCAAACAACAACAUGGCUCUCUAGUACAAAGAUUUCUAAACAAUCUGGGAAAUUUGAACACAGUCCUUGUAUGUUGUUAGUUUUUACAAUCACUUUUGAAAAAAACUGUGCCUUAAAUAAAAAGUUGUAGAGCUUGUUGACAUAUAGAAAUUGUCUGUUUUUACUUUUUUUCUACUGUGCUUCAACGAAAAAUAAAUGGGAAAAGAUUUACAAGAUUAAGUAUCAAUAAAGACGUUAUUACCA